Batrachochytrium dendrobatidis JAM81 is the source of this 3236-nucleotide messenger RNA. RefSeq lists its product as uncharacterized. NCBI's taxonomy places the organism in Eukaryota, Fungi, Chytridiomycota, Chytridiomycetes, Rhizophydiales. The transcript is spliced from 5 exons. Gene Ontology annotation, molecular function: serine-type endopeptidase activity. The coding region runs from base 233 to 2980 and encodes 915 amino acids. Gene Ontology annotation, biological process: proteolysis. The record is from RefSeq and is a predicted model, not a curated record.
AAGAAACUCGUCAGUUAUUCGUUAUCUGAAUUCUUUAUCUUUUGUAGCUCCGCCUUAUACAUUGUGGGUUUGUUUCAAGUUGCCAUCGUCGGGGUUUUUAUUUUCUAAUCUCCGCCCUCGUUGGAUCUAUCGCACUCAUUUGCAUUCAAAUCGUAUCUACUGUACGCACUUGCUUAAUCCUCUACAGUCCACCACUGUUGCUAUCCGUCCUUCUCUUCUUUUCUCUACUCGAAUGAAGAGCUUCCUUAGCAAAGUCAAGACCGUUUUCGGUAAAAAACAUCGAGAUGGCCCUACAUCACCAACUACUGCUCUUGCCGCCUCUGUAGUUGCUCCUGCUCACCCCAGUAACCACUCAUUACCCACUGUUGCAUUGGAUGCUGAUACUGCUCCAAAAACUGGUGAUGUUUCUUGCGCUGUUGACUCCACAUCUGCCGUGCUGGAUUCCGCUACUGCUACCCCGGCUGCUGCAGUCGAAUCUAUCAAGGCUGCUGUUGCAGAUGUUAAGAUUCCAGGCAUGGAAACCAAGCCUGAAGGCGAAAGCAAAUCUAUUGUUGCCGAUAUAAUUGCAGCUCCAGAAAAGGCAGUCGAAUCUAUCAAGGCUGCUGUUGCAGAUGUCAAGAUUCCAGGUAUGGGAGCUAAACCCGAAGGUGAAAGCAAAUCUAUUGUUGCUGGACUUGGUGUUGCAGCAGCUGCAACUGCGACUGCUGCAGCGGCAGCUAUUGGUGUUGCAAUCCCUGGUAUGAAAAAAGAAUCAACCGAAACUGUUGUAUCUGCAGCUGCUGAGACUGGCGUAGAACCUGCAUUAGCAAGUUCAAAAGCUGCUGCCACUUUGGAUGCAUUAAAACCUCCAGUUGCAAAAAAGAUUCCAAUUCAGCAUGAAUAUCAUGGAGUUAAAUAUAGCGAUGAUUAUCACUGGCUUAAAGACCAGUCUCCCAAAAACAAGAAACCAGAAAUUAUUGAGUAUUUAGAGGCUGAAAACGCUUACUCUAAAGCUUUCCAUUACGAUAAAACCAAAUCUUUGAGUGAGACUCUGUACAAAGAGAUGAUUGCCAAGAUCAACGAAAAUGAUUCCUCUGUUCCUGUUUACAAAGCACCCUAUAGCUAUUAUAGUCAAGUUGUUCAAGGCCAGCAGUAUCGUAUCUUUUUGCGUAAGAAGGAUACUGCUGAUGCUGUCGAAGAGGUUUAUCUUGACCAGAACAAACUUGAAUUUGAAUAUCAGUUUAUGGGUGAUGUUUCCGUAAGCCCUGAUCACAAGACCCUUGCCUAUGCACUUGACACUACUGGCAGUGAGCACUAUACUAUUUUCUUCAAGGAUCUCGAGACCGGAAAGGCUCUCACGUCUGAAACUCUUGAAGGAAAGUUUGGUUCUUCCAUUGAGUGGGCCAAUGAUAGCAAGACUGUUUAUUUGACAACUCUGGAUGAUAUCGAUCGAGCUGCCAAUGUUGUAGCAUUUACGGUCGGUGCUGCGUCCAAAAUCCCUCGCUUGGUGUUCCACGAACCCGAUUCCAAGUUUAAUGUUGGCAUAUCCAAAACUACGCGUUACCUGUUUAUCUAUGCUGUUUCUGGAGUGACUUCUGAAGUAAGCUACAUCGAUCUUACCAAGGAGGGGUCUGCGCUAAAGACUUUUAUGCCUAGAGUGAACAAACACAAGUACAUUAUUGCCGAUCAUGGGGAAUAUUUUGUUAUCAUGACGAAUAUGGGUGGAAAGUGUCUCAACAACACGCUAAUGGUCUGCCACGAGAGUAACACAGAUGCAUCUGCAUGGACUGAACUGACGCCUUAUGAUCCUUUCCGUAACAUCCAAGAUGUGUUAUUGUUUAAGGAUUACUUGGUCAUUCGAGCCAUUGUGGGCGGCUUUGAGAAGAUCAUUGUUACACCUAUUGCCAACGGAAAACUGACAGGAAAACUGGACCCCAUUGCUAUUGAGCAUGCCUUGUAUACUGCAAACUUGCACUCAUUGUCCCAUCAAAAUACAAAAUCCAACACUGUUAGAUACGAAAUAUCUACCCCGCUUAUUCCUAGCCAAGUAUGGGAGUUUGAUAUGGCGACUGGUACAAGCACCCAGCUCAAGGAAGUCAAGGUUCCUGGUGAAUUUGAUUCUUCGUUGUACACUCUUGAGCGUAUCUAUGUUCCUAUUCCUGAGACUACCAAGACAGAAGCGCCUUUUAACACUCCUACACCCGAAACUAUUCCUGUAUCGAUCAUGUACCGCAAGGACCUGUUCAAAAAGGAUGGUACCAACCCUUUGCAUUUGUAUGGAUAUGGUAGUUAUGGUAUUUCGAUUCCUACUGCAUACAGUGCUAUUCAAUUCCCGAUUCUUGACCGUGGCUAUGUCUAUGCGAUUGCUCAUAUCCGCGGUGGUGGUUCUUGCGGCAAGGCAUGGUACGAGACGGGUAAAUUCAAGAGCAAGCGAAAUACGUUUACAGAUUUUAUUGCAUGCAGCCAAGAACUGGUUAAACUUCAGUACACUCAGCACGAGCUCAUGUCGAUUGAAGGGCGUUCUGCUGGAGGAUUGUUGAUGGGGGCAGUGGUGAAUAUGAAGCCAGACAUUGCGCAUGUUGUGAUUGCAGGUGUUCCUUUUGUUGAUGUCAUCAAUACCAUGAUGGAUCCUACGAUUCCGUUGACGAUCAAUGAGUAUGAGGAGUGGGGUAACCCUAACGACAAGGAAUACUUUGAGUAUAUGCGUUCUUAUUCACCCUAUGACAACAUUCCUUCUGACAAGCAGUUCCCGAAUAUACUGGUUAAAGCAGGAUUGAAUGAUCCUCGUGUUGCAUACUGGGAGCCAGCGAAAUGGGUAGCCAAGAUGCGUGCGCUUGAUGUAUGCCGCGGCAAGACUCAGAUUCUGCUUCACUGCACGAUGGGAGCGGGACAUUUUGGAGUUUCUGGUCGCUAUGCACGAUACAUGGAAGUUGCCAGUGAUUUUGCAUUCCUUGUGGAAUGUAUGGAUACUCAGCGUCGAGCCAAGGGGCUUUUAGCUUAAAGCAUGUUAAGCGAUGUGGAAGCAUUUAGAAUGACUUGAUGGUGCUCUUGCUGUACUAGUCGAUCUAGAUGGUUCACUUGAACACCUGGUCUCACCUGCUUUCGCUGAGUUUGUCAUGUUCUCGUUUUUUUUACUUGUCCUAAACUAACUGUUCCAAUCUGCUUUUUCUACCUUUGCUCUCAAAAAACACGUUUUUUGAUCGAGUGCUGUUUAUUAAAAGAUUGAGAAUAAACCAAGAACAAGAACAUCAAAUUAU